GUUGUCUGCUGUUGUAUACGGUGUUUACUUGUGAACUGACUAAAUUGCUAGUUAAUCCUCAUAGCUGGUCCAGUGCCAAUGAAAACACCGAUGUGGAAAUCAAUGUUAUUGUUCAAUUAACUAAACAUAAUGUAGCAGAAAGCUAGGCCCAGUACAUAGGCCUCCAUUAACAGUGUUUUAGAAAAUGUUUACUUUGAUGGUUUUUCCUUCCCUUGCAAACAUUUGCUUAGCAACAUCUGACAUGGGUUAUGUAACACUUGCUCUGAUGUGUAGGUGUAAAGGAGAUGUAAACAUUUUGUCCUCUCUUCUGUGGUUCAUCAACGUGAUUUUUGGUUCUAUAUUAUUACCAAGAAUACACAUAGUCUCUGUUUUUACAUGUCUUGGAAAAUAAACUGAGAAGGUACCAAGAAAUUAAAAACUCUUUAUGUGAACAGAUAUGAUUGUAAAGGGUUAUGCAUUGCACAAAGAGCUCAUUUGCUCGUGUAAAGACCAACCACUGGUUUUGGAUUGUGUAAAGACCACAAACAAAUCAAAAGCUUUGAUUAAAAACUUAACUGCACAUGCUUCCUGACUGUUUUAUACAGAUCACUAGCUUUCUUACAUUUCCACUUGCUUAAAUACAGCAAAUAGUUUUAUUUCUUAUAUAUCUCAAGUGACUUAGAAAGACUAGGUGUAUUACAGAUACAUCGUGCAGUGCUUUGUGUAGAAAAGCAGGGAGUAAAAGCCUAUUGAGGAAGUAGUUCUCCAUUGCUGGAGUUGAAACAAGUUCUUAAAUACAGUAUUUCCACACACGUUUCUCUAUCUUUUCUUUGCUGGUCUCUGGAGCUAAAAAGAGGUUUAGUAUCAGACUUUUAUAGGUUGCCAAACAUCACAUGCAGGACAGUAGGUGACUCACAUCAGCUGUUGAUUGCCUGCGGGAUGAGGCAGGACUGAGAGUGCUUCCAGGCAUGAUGAGAACAUCGCCUAAACUGUCUCUCUCACAGAAACCUUCUCACCUGUUCCAAAAACUUCCUUCUUGCUGUUUUUGUCAACUGUGGAUUUAUUUAUUUUUAAAAUAUUUUUUCUAAACAUGACUGUAUAUCUAAGAUGUACAUGUUGCUGAAACAGACAGAAGGAAUAGGAGAAAAUUAAAGCUUUUGUUUGCUGUUAGCUGUUAACAGCAUUAUUCUGUGUUGAUUAUGUCUAAGGUGCUUAUUUGUCUGUCUAAGCAGAAAGAUAAUUAGCAGCGUAUGAAUCAGCAGCAAAAUAUUUGCAAUGAAAAUUAAUAUCAGGACAUUGGUAUUAAAAGAGGUUACUUUACUGAGGUGUUGCCAAGACAUGCCUUCCAACAUUACAUCAGUCACGUUUUUGUGGCGCCAAGGUGUGCCCGAAUGGUUCUGUCUGAGAAGGAGGGUUUAGCCUGAGUGGACGCAGCACUGUCCCGGUGCUAACCAGGGGUGGACAUUUUAUUAUUCAGAAAUAAUGCAAACAUGCAAAAAAAGUUAUUGAAAUGGUCCUGCGCGUCUUGUACAAGAGAGGCAGUUUUUUCUGAUACUAUUAAAUAACAAUGGCAUUCAAGAAAGACUGGAAGGUGACCUAUUUUAUUAGCUAGCGGUCUCUCCUGAGGACGUUACAUUGUAUCUUGAUGGAAACUUAUUGCAAAAUAUUUUUUCCUAAUAGAGUAAUAAUUAUUUAUUUACCUUAUUACAGUUGCUGCCUUAAAUAAGUACUAUAAAUAAGAUGGCUGUUACUCAGCCACCAACUUGACGUUUACAUGAAUACUUAGAGCUAAUUAUCCAUAAACUAGACCGAAAAGCAGAUGAAAGCUUCACAUUCUCCACUUCUCUUACACACUAAACCCAGAUAUGUACAAAAGAGUGAUUGUUGUUGUUGUUGUUAUAAAUUCUACUGAUCUUUAAUGGAGAGAUGCUUUAAAUUUGUAGCAAAGGGGUGUUUCCUCUAGUACUAACAUGUAAAAAGCUAUUUGGGAAAGAUGUUUCUGAACAAAUCAUUUCUUGGGAAAGUUAGUUUCCACCAGAUCACUUGCAUGGCAGUCGCCAUCCUGGGCACCCUGAAGAGCUCUAAGCUGUAGGGCUUGGCAAGAGACAAACCUCCCCAAAGAUCUGCAGCUAGAAAGCUAGGAAAUAUUUAUGUUGAAGUAUCCUGAAAUUUUGUUUUUAAGAGGGUUUUCUCUGAAAUCAAGGGACACGUAUUGAAGUGGAUAUUCAAUUAAUGUACGGAAAAGUAUAUUAGUAGUUGUUUCAGAAACAUUCCGUGGAAUUUUAAAUCUUUUUUUUAACUGUAAGGUCUUCUAUGUAGCUCGAUGCAAGUGAUAGCAAUAAACAGUAUAGGAUUUACAUCUGCUAAGAUGUUUCUAAAAGCAGACUAUUAAUAGCUAGGUAAAGGUUAGACUGUGUCAGAAGAGAGGUCUCCUAAGUCCAUUCAAUUAUCACGCCUUAUUUGUUGAUUCUGCUUUGUGUUUCCGCGUGACUUCCCUGACUACACAUCAUCAAGCUGCGUUAAGCCGUUAAGUCUCUCCUCAGCAAAGGUGGUGAGGCAGUCCGCAUCUCUGUCGGUGUGGCUUGUGCUGUUUAGCCUGGGUGCCAUGCAGAAAGUGGCAGGGACGUGCUUGGAGACCAUACACAGCUGCUUUUGUUUUCUGAUUGUGGUUGUUUCAGAAGCACAGGUUACCUUUAAUGGAAGAUAGGCCUGAAUAUUAGAGCCAGGUACAGAACUCAACUUCUUCCCUUGCAUAGGACUGCCUAUCAGACAAUGGUUUCGUCAGGCUUUUGGCAUCCAUUUAAUCUCUGGGAAAAUCGUUUCUUAUGUAGCCACCUCACAGAUGAACACAAUCUUUUCCUAUGCUGCAGUUAUUAAUAUUAAAGCUGCUAGGUCUGAUGCACUAAUACAUUAUUUGCUGUGUACUGUUAAAAUCCCAGUGUGUGGAAGAAUCUCCACCUCCUCUUGACCAUUCAUCCAGAGGAAGCCAAGGGCUUCCCUUGGAAGAACUGCAGGAAAACACUCCCAGCCACCCAUUUAGCAAAACAGGUCUUGUUUCUGCUGGGCUGGGCACCAAGAAGGGGGCUGCAGUGGGUCAGGCUUCAGCUCCUCCUGGUGGAGGUGUGCAGCACCCCCACGGUGUAAGCAGCGUGCAAGGCUGGUGAUGCUGAGUGAGAUGAUUCUGAGACUAAGCUUCAUCUGCAGUGUGCCCUGAAUAACGUGGCCUCUUGUACAAAGGAAACAGUUGCUUUUUUGUGCUUUGAGAAAACUGCUGCUUUAAGAGUGAAUCUAGUGUCCAACAGAAUCAUUAAUGUAUGGAUGAUGGCUGUAUUUUCCAUGACUGAAAAUGUGUUGUGCACAAACAGUAUGGUUGCCAAAUUCAGUUUCAAACUGAAAUGAACAGCUUUAAUGACAGUUCUGCAGAGACCAAUCAUUUGUGUAUUCCUUCUAUCCUUUAUAGAGGCAACACUUAAUGAAGUAUACACACUACUAAUGUCCAUCCUGCAGAGAAAUGAACUGUGAAAAAAUUCAAGCAAACAUGUUCCAACUGUUCAUACAAAGGAUUGCAUAAGUCACGCAUUGUGUUUCCACAAAACUUUCCCCACAAUUUGCUGCUGAUCAGCAUGUACUUCACUUAGUUUCCUCCAAUUAAAAUUUGCAAACAGAAAAGCUUUCCAGUGCUAACGGACUCAUGCUUUCCUGGAGAUUUGGAGCCACGUGUUCCAGGAAUGGCUGGGUACACCCCACCGAUACAAUAUAAAGGCAACGUCAAUCACCUUCUCUCGCUUUUUAAUAGAUCCCUUCCAUGGUUCUCAUUCUCCCUGGAAACUUAAGAUUAAAGGAACUUUGCUAUAUUUCAAGUACAGUCUAACCAAUUAAGAUGGAUCUCCUUCAUAGCAAUGGCGUGCUUAUCAUUCAGCAUUUACAGAGGGACUACAGGGCUUAUCAGGAUUUCCUUAAUUUUAUGUCACAUGUUGGAGAUCCUCGUAAUAUAUUCUCAAUUUAUUUUCCUCUCUGGUUUCAACUCAACCAAGUGGUUGGUACUAAAAUGAUAUGGGUGGCUGUCAUUGGUGAUUGGUUCAACCUCAUAUUUAAAUGGAUUUUAUUUGGUCAUCGUCCUUACUGGUGGGUGCACGAAACAGUGAUUUAUCCCAAUCAGUCAAGCCCAUGUCUUGAACAGUUUCCUAUAACAUGUGAAACUGGACCAGGAAGCCCAUCUGGGCAUGCCAUGGGAUCCUCCUGCGUCUGGUAUGUAAUGGUAACAGCAGCACUUAGCUACACAGUAAGGUGGAAGGAUAAAUCAGCAGUUACCCUUCACAGACUGACGUGGUCAUUGCUCUGGAGUAUUUUUUGGAUUAUCCAGAUCAGUGUGUGCAUCUCAAGAGUAUUCAUAGCAACACAUUUCCCUCAUCAAGUUAUUCUCGGAGUAUUUGCUGGCAUUCUUGUGGCAGAAGCAUUUGAGCAUGCCCCUGCUAUUCAGACAGCAAGCUUGAGAAUGUACAUGAAGACAAGCUUGUUUCUUUUCAUCUUUGCCCUUGGAUUUUAUCUAGUCCUCAAGCUUCUUGAUAUUGACUUGCUAUGGUCUGUUCCAAAGGCCAAGAAGUGGUGUGCCAAUCCAGACUGGAUAAACAUGGACACUACUCCAUUUGCUGGACUGGUGAGGAAUUUAGGUGCACUCUUUGGCUUAGGUCUUGGUAUUAAUUCUGAAAUGUUUAUCACAAGCUGUAAAGGUAAGAAUAGCUGUAAGAUAAGUUUCCGCAUAUUGUGUAUAGGUGCUUCUUUAGCAACACUGCAGCUGUAUAAUGUUGUUAAGAUACCUACUCAUAUUGAGUGUUUGUUCUACAUUCUCUCUUUUUGUAAGAGUGCAGCUAUGCCUCUGACUGUAGUUGCCUUGGUUCCGUACUGUGUCCACUCAUUAAUGAGGACAACUGAAAAGAAACUUAAUUAGAUAAGGUUUUGAAAUGGUUGGCAGUGUAAGGAUGGAUAUGAGCUGUUCAAGAACUCUCUGCAAAGACAGUUCUGCUAACUCGUUUUAAGAUGCCACUGCAUCUUUGAUGUGCUCCUGGUAAGUAGCCAGCGUAUCUAACAUCUGCAUGUUCAGGAGUGACUUCGGCAGCUCAAAAACAUUAAGUAGUUGCUGACUUUAUUCCUAGAAAUAUCGUAAUGAAGGAUACUGCAGUAUGGUUUUCUAACAAUACUCCGAGUCAUGCCUAAGUUUUAAAGUAUAAUUGGAUAGUUUUGUUUAGCUACUUGGUGGUCUUUUCGUUCUGUCCACAAACUAGACGGUGCUUCAGUUGUAUAUAGUGAUAUUCAAUAUUUAAUUUUUUUUAUAGAGAUAUUGUGUGCUAAACUACUAGCUAAGGGUGUGACAGUAUUACACUACCUACAGCUGUACAGCUGGCCCUAUGCACUGUGAAAAGGCCAACAUAAUUGUAAGAAAAGCUUUCUAUAGGUUUAACUUAUUGAGCUUCCUCAGCAAAACAGCUUCUGAUUAGGCCAGAUGAGGAAAAACAUUUAAAUUUGUCUCAGUUAGACUCUGUAGAAUAUAUCAUUGCAUUACUGUGAUUUUGUCAUUUUUACUUUUUAAAAAUGUCAUAUAAAUCAUGAAUGCUAAUGAUUACACCUUUGAUGUUGAAAAUGCAUGCGUAUGAUGUAGAAAAUACUUGAGUCCUCUACUACACAGAGCAACAAAUAAAGAAAGUUAUCAAUCACGAAAUUAUCUUGGCAUAUUCCCUCAAGAUUGUUGUUCAUGCUUCUGUACUGCAAAGGUAAAUUAGUCUAAUUCUCUCGGUUCAAGAGUCACAAGCCUGAAUCAGUUAGUGGUUGUGUAAAUCCAGAAAAUGAAAUUGCAGAGUAAAUCAUUGCAAGUUUAUAUUCUUGUAUGCUUAGUUUAUUUAAGCACAGAAGUAACUAAUAUUUUAAAUAUGUUUGUUAUAUAAAACCAAUGCUCUAAAUAUAUACAUGGU
This is a messenger RNA of Cygnus olor (mute swan), 5945 nucleotides long. It is a transcript of the gene G6PC2, whose product is annotated as glucose-6-phosphatase catalytic subunit 2. Gene Ontology annotation, biological process: gluconeogenesis; glucose 6-phosphate metabolic process. Gene Ontology annotation, cellular component: membrane. The transcript is spliced from 5 exons. The record is from RefSeq and is a predicted model, not a curated record. The coding region runs from base 3860 to 4927 and encodes 355 amino acids. Lineage: Eukaryota; Metazoa; Chordata; Aves; Anseriformes; Anatidae. Gene Ontology annotation, molecular function: glucose-6-phosphatase activity.